Messenger RNA from Cryptococcus amylolentus CBS 6039, 450 nucleotides. RefSeq lists its product as hypothetical. Lineage: Eukaryota; Fungi; Basidiomycota; Tremellomycetes; Tremellales; Cryptococcaceae. The coding region runs from base 1 to 450 and encodes 149 amino acids. The transcript has a single exon. The record is from RefSeq and is a predicted model, not a curated record.
AUGCCCUUCUCCUUCAAGACCCUCCACGACACCCUUCCCACUAGCAGCCCUGCUGCAUCCUACACCCCCAGUGAAGACUUCCUCGACACUCUCUUUGGCUCAGACAAUGAGCCCGACAACACCUCCCUCCCCACAAUCAGCGCAUUCUCUGUGGUAUUCAAUGAUCCCUCUCCUCCUCCUCCUGUCCCUGGCACUGGCCGAUUUGUGUCCUACAACGGCCCUCAUUUUGUCCUACUGGCGGUUGAAACUCGCCAGGAUUGCGGGUGUCAGUAUGUGUUCUAUGAUCCCCUUUGCGCUGGUAGGCAGUACUACUUUAAACAGUGGACACAGCCCCAAAUGCCUCGUGAAGACGUGGUCAUCCAGAACAUGUGGUCUGAGUGCCUCCACUCCAACUUGUCCAGGCCAGCCACCCGGCAAAUGCUCUCUCUGUGGCUCCAGGGCAGGUUCUGA